GAGCCAUGGCUUCCCUGGAUGCUGAGGUGGUGGCUAACAGCCCGGUUGAAGUUGCAGCAGAACCAACGCUCCUGGUGUUGGACACAAGCCCCAGCUGUGAACUCGUCCAAGGGAUCGACGACGAGCCAGGGUUGGCCACCGAGAAAACGGGGCAGGUGCCAAAUCCUGUGGCAGGCAGCGGAAACACAAUGGGUAACAUCACUUUACAGAACAAUAGCAGGGAGCUGCCGUGCCCUGGGACCAGCCAAGAGAUUGUGGUGAAGACCCCCGAUCCUGAGACUGUGGUGGUGCCGGGCCUGUUAGGGGAAGGGACGGGAAGCAUUGAGCAGCAGUGCAAAUCGAGCGAGCCCUUCCUGGCCUCAGAGUGCCCUUCGCCUGAUGCUGUGGCUGCUAGUCGCCCAGUUUCUCAAACUGGAGCUCCUUCUGCCAAAAGUCUUGCAGGCCACGCUGCUAAGACAUUCCCCACCUCCCCCACCAAGGCUUUGGGUGCAAACAGAGCGAAGAUGACACUAACCGGGAUCAACAAGUCGCCGAACUCCAUUCAGAGCCUUGCCAUGAAGCUGCUCAGCGUGCCGACGGGGCGGGCGGGCAACGAGGUGGCACCAGUUCCUGUCGAGGUGCAGAGACCAACCUCCACUCCGGAUGAGAAACCCAAGGUCCACAAAGCAAGAAAGUCGAUAUCCAGAUCCAGUGCCAGUCAGAGGUUGUCUAUGGAGCUGGGGACCUUGCACAUGGAACAAUCAGGCCAGAUCCCUGGUGUGACGACAGAGCCAGACCUUGCAGUCCUGGGUCAAGAUGAGAAUCAGGAGGUGCACAGAGCGAGGAAAUCAAUACUGAAAGGUGGCUUUAGUCAGAGCUUGGUGGAGAAGUUGGCGAGCUUGCCUGUCGGCCGGCCAGUUGGUGAAGGUCCUGGAGGAAUAGCAGAGUCGGAACAUGCAGUGCAUUCUCCGGACGAGAACCAGGACGUCCACCGAGCCCGAAAGUCGAUUCUCAAAGGCAACUUCAGUCAGCGGAUGGCGGGUCUGCCGACUGGCCGAACAAUCAAUGAAGUUGGCGCAGAAACAGAGGUCACAGUCCCAGAUCCGGAGGAAUAUCCAGAGAUCCACAGAGCGAGAAAAUCCUUUCUCUCAACAAACACCGGUCAGAAUUUGGCCAGGAGUCUUGCAAGUGAAUCUAUAGGCCAAGGCAGGAAUGAAGUGUCAACAGCAACAGCAGAGAGACCGGAUACUCACCAAGGCCAGGUGGAGAAAGCAAAGGUUCACAGGGCCAGGAAGUCGAUGUUUAAACCCAGCCCUGCUCAGAUGAAGCUGGUGGAGAUGAAAGGUGAUUCUUGCCACCCGGAUCCUGUGACCCCAACUAUGCAGCAGCAGUUUGAAUUGCUGCCGGGCAGAGGUACAGCUGAGGCGGAAGCAGGGGUGCCAGCAGCACUCAUCAAGAAGAGAAAACCAGAAAACUUAGGUAUGGAGUCCCCCAAGAAAAUCAGUCUUCUGAAAGAAGAAAUGGCCAAGGAGCCGACACCACUGGGAUCUAUGCGAGUGCGGUCCAGGGGAGGGGCUGAUGCAGUAACCAGCAGUGGGGCUUUGAAUUUGAGUGGUGCUAUGAACAGGGUCCAUCCGCAAGAGGUGAAAGAGGUCACCAGGGUAGCUGGUUCGGUUCCAGUUCUGGAUCUCUCCAAGGAGGCAGAAUCUGAGAAGGUGGUGGAGCCAAUGGAAGUGUUAGAUGAAUGGGAUACCGAGGUGGGCGAUGACUUCAACCUCUUCUAUGAUAGUUACUCGGUGGAUGGGAGAGCAGAUUCUGAUAAGUCCAGCAAGACUGAGGGUGAUGCAGCUGAGGAUCGAUUGAGUGAUGUGGAGGAUGACGAGGAGGAGCUAGAAGGGUCUGGAAACAUCUCUGACAGGAGCUCCAAUUCGAGUUUGAAAAGGAAAGGAAAGAAGAAGUGGAAGAGCGAGAGCCCGUGGGUGAAACCUACCCGAAAACGCAGGAGGAAAGAGCGCAUGAAGCAGGGUAAAGGGGCAGUUCCAGUGAGGCAGACAACAGCUGAUUUCACAAAACUGAAAGAAGUGAUGAAUUCUUCAGGAGGAGGUGGAGUGGGGAACCAGGCACAGAGCGAGUACACAGAAGUCCCACUGGGGUCUCUGGAGCUUCCCAAUGAGGGCAGUCUUUCCCCACAGCCAACAGGGGUGUCCAAUGAUGCCAGCUCCAUGGAAACGGAUCGGUUUGAGGAGCUGCCGCUGUGCAGCUGCCGAAUGGAGGCCCCAAAGAUUGACCGCAUCACUGAGCUCUCCAACAACAAGUGCAUGGCGACUGAGAGCACCGAUGGACAGCUGAGUGGCUGCAGUAACAGCAUCACCAAAUGUGAGACAAUGAGACCGUCCAGUCGAGUGCCGCUGAUGGUCCUGUGUGAAGUGCACAGGGCUCGAAUGGUGAAACACCAUUGCUGUCCAGGCUGUGGCUACUUCUGUACAGCGGGAUCGUUUCUGGAGUGUCACCCGGACUUCAGGAUCACUCACCGUUUUCACAAGAGCUGCGUUUCCCAACUGAAUGGGAUGAUCUUCUGCCCACAUUGUGGGGAGGAUGCCUCUGAAGCACAGGAGAUCACAGUGGCUAAAGCAGAUACAUCCAGCAUGGUACCGGUGCCAGCACCUCCCAGCCAGGAGCACCUGAUGAACGGCAGAGCCGACACCACACACGCUAGUGCUCGAAUGAGUGGGAACGGAGAAGCAAAGAAAUCGAGUCUGGAGCCCCCAGCAGACAGUAUUGACAGCUCGGGCCCAUCAAUUGUCCUGUCGUCCGGAAAAACGCUGUCAGCUGUUGGACUUCCACCUGGACCUGGCAGAGAGGCUCUGGAGAAAGGGUUGGUUCUCCAACAAGCUGAGAGGCGGAAGAAACUGCGAUUUCACCCACGACAGCUAUACCUUUGGGCCAAGCAGGGUGAACUGCAGAAAGUGCUGCUCAUGCUGCUGGACGACCAUGAUCCAAACUUCCAGACAGACCAGCAGAGCAGACGCAUGCCACUCCAUGCAGCCGCCCAGAAGGGUUACCUGGAGAUCUGCCACAUCCUGCUGCAGGCUGGUGCAACUGUUGACGUAUGUGACAAGCUCCAGAGGACUCCAUUAAUGGAAGCCAUCAUGAACAACCAUUAUGACGUUGUCAAAUUACUGGCCAAGCAUGGGGCAUGCGUCUUCCACAAGGUCUCUGCAAGAACAGUUUCACCAAGUGCCGCCAUUUUUCCCUUUCGUUGUAGCCCGGUAAAUGCUUUUCCUCAGGAAUUAGAUGCCUCCACUUGCCUACACCAUGCUGCUAAGAAUGGGAGUGUCCAAAUGGUGCAUUUCCUGCUAGCUACUGGACAAGUGGACUUAAACACACAGGACAGUGGUGGUUGGACUCCGGUUAUAUGGGCAGCAGAACACAAGCACAUUGAAAUCAUCAAACUGCUCCUAGGACGAGGGGCCAAUGUCGCCUUGAAGGACAAUGAGGAGAACAUCUGUUUACACUGGGCAGCCUUUGCUGGCUCCUCUGACAUUGCCGAGGUGCUUCUGAAUGCCAGAUGUGAUCUACACGCAGUGAACAUGCAUGGAGAUACCCCGCUACACAUCGCAGCGCGGGAGAACUUCUAUGAUUGUGUCAUACUGUUUCUGUCUCGUGGAGCGGACAUCGAGGUGAAGAAUCGUGAGGGAGAUAGCCCUCUGGAUUGCUGCAUCAUGAAUUCUCAGGUCUGGUUCGCCCUGCAGCUCAACAAGAGGCUGAAACAAGGCAUCUUGAAUCGAGCAGUUCGCACGGAAAAGAUCAUCAGUAGGGACAUUGCCAGAGGUUAUGAAAAUGUCCCAAUACCUUGUGUGAAUGCAGUGGAUGCUGAAACCUCCCCGGAGGAUUACAAAUACAUCUCUGAGAACUGUGAGACGUCCACGAUGAACAUUGACAGAAACAUCACACAUCUCCAGCACUGUACCUGCUUGGACGACUGCUCCUCUAGUAACUGCCUAUGUGGACAGCUCAGUAUUCGCUGUUGGUACGACAAGGAUGGGCGUCUUUUACAAGAAUUCAACAAGAUUGAGCCGCCCCUGAUCUUCGAGUGCAAUCAGGCGUGUUCCUGCUGGCGGACAUGCAAGAACCGUGUGGUGCAAAGUGGAAUCAGAGUUCGCUUACAGCUCUAUCGGACAGAGAAGAUGGGCUGGGGCGUGCGAGCUCUGCAGGACAUUCCACAGGGGACCUUCAUCUGUGAGUACGUUGGUGAGAUCAUUUCAGAUGCUGAAGCGGAUGUGCGUGAAGAUGACUCCUACCUUUUUGACCUGGACAAUAAGGAUGGGGAAGUGUACUGCAUUGAUGCCCGUUACUAUGGCAAUGUGAGCCGCUUCAUAAACCACCUGUGCGACCCCAACAUCAUUCCCGUACGUGUCUUCAUGCUUCAUCAGGACCUCCGAUUCCCCCGGAUCGCGUUCUUCAGCAGUCGGGAUAUCAAAACAGGCGAGGAGCUUGGCUUUGAUUACGGAGACCGGUUCUGGGACAUCAAGUGUAAAUACUUCACCUGCCAAUGCGGCUCGGAGAAAUGCAAGCACUCCGCAGAGGCCAUCGCCCUGGAGCAGAGUCGUUUGGCCAGGCUCGAGUCGUACCAGGAUGCCAUUCCCGAGAGCAGCCUGACUAUAGUUGGACCACCAUGAGACCACCCAGCAAUCAUGGAUUUCUCUCUGUACCUUCUCCCCACCUCUGCACCACACUGAAACCUCCCUCCCCCAUCCCCCCCACCCCCCAAACAACAACAGCACCACUACAAAUCUCUGUUUCAACUACUUUUCAUUCAGAACUCUACAGCAUUAAGAUAGUGGCUAGCCCCAAGAUCAUUCAUUCCAGCUGCGUGAGGAGCCGAGCUUAGCGGGGAAGUCGGGUUGGCGUUUCCUUUCCCCAUCUUUAUGGCUCAAAUGGUUUCCUUUCGUCUCAUAAGUCCAGCCAAAGGCCUUAAGCUUCUCCUGAAGCCAGCAGACAGGUCUGCCUGGGGACCGGCAUCCUGUGCGAGAGUCAUUGUGUUAGUCUGCCUCUCUUCCAAAUGCAGAAAUGUCCUGCUGCUACCCGCAGGAUGUUCUGGUCGAGCACCACACUUAGAGGCGUGAGUGGAGCUGCCUGUGUAUCUCAACACUCUCCCCUAUGUAUGGAGCGCAGGCAUUAUCGCAGGAUUCUGGUUUCACCUGGUUCUUUUCGCCCUGCAUCUUAAACUGUGAAUUUAAUUUUUUUUUUGUUUGUAUUAUUGUUAUUAAUUCAUAAUUAAUCCAGGUGAACGUUUAGAAUCGGGUUGCAGUUGCCUCGAUCAAGUGCAAGGCACAACCCUUGCGCGUCACCAAAUGAAUUCCUGGUGGAGCUUCUUCCUGUGUCUAGUUAAUCUGGUUAAGAGAUCGGCGGAAGUAUCCAGACAGCCACCUCAGUAAGGUGAGCAGCAGGACACCGAUCCCUUGGGACUAGGGUGUGAUGCCAGUCUUCUUCCAACAGUAUGGUGAAUACCUUGACACCAUCUGAUUUGCCUACUUAGAGAAAUAUUGGGUCACACUUUCCACCUUAUGAAGGGGAUUCUGUGAGCAAUUAUGUUGUCCUAUCUCAUUUAUGUUUUUGCUGACUCUGAUCUUGAAGUACACACCCAUGCCGGCUUAAGUCUCUCUGUCUCCAUUUAUUUGCAUUCUUUAAGUGAAUGUGGAUAUCUCAGGCUAGGCCAGCAUUUGUUGUCCAUCCACAACUGCCUUUGAAAAGGUGGUGGUGAACUGCCGCCUUGAACCACUGCAGGCCAUGUGGUGUAAGUAGGAACUUGUGAGGGAAGGUGCUCCCAUGUGUCUGCUGCCCAUGUCCUUGUAUAAGUUUUGAAAGAUGUAACUGUACAUUAUGUCAGUCGAACCUAGAUCCAUUGGUUGAGUGAGAGCAAAAGCAGAGGAACCGGAACGGUGCUUAUAAAGCGGGCAUUAACACUGACCAGAAAGAGACAGUAGGUUAGUGUUAAUACUGGACAGGGGCGGGGGAAGCAUUAAUCCUCAUUUAACAGCAUGAUAGUGCAGGCCCUGAAAGUCUAAAAUUAAAACAGCAAAGAUAGAAAAUAUUCAGGAGGUCAGGACAAGCAGCAUUUUGCUAAAGCUUUUAGUGGGUAACGCACUGGCAACUGUUUCAGGAGGAAUAGUUUACAGAAAACAUCCCAAGAUCAUAAUCCAGACUGACACUCUGACUGCAAUAUGAGAAGGCAUUGCAUAUUUGGAGGGUCAGUACUGAGGGAGUGCUGCAUUACCAAAGGAGCAAUAGCAAGGUUGUGCUGCAGUGUCAGAGGAGAUGUUAAGCCAAGAACCAGCCACUUCUGUUAGUUGUGUAAGAUGUCUCGUACUCACAGUUUUGAGGCAGAACUAAGAAGAUUUCCCUACUAUCCUAGGCCAGUGUUUAUCCAACAACUAACAUUGUCUAAAAAAAUGUGGAUAGGCUUUUUAGUCUUUUUUUGCGCUGUUUUGAGAGAUCUUGCUGUGAGCAAAUUGGAUGCUGCUUCUAUUCCUGCAUUUGCAACACAAAGACUGUCCUUCAUAACUGUAACAAAACAGAGCACUAUAGGAGAUUGGUAUAAAAUGCUAAUAGUUCUGUUCUUCCCAGGAGGUCCCCCUCAGCCUACCACUGCUGCAAAUCGUCUGAAUUGGCUUGGAUUAAAUUGGUUCAAUGUGACUCCAAUGGAAAAAUAUCUGUUGUGAUUUUGUAUGUGUACACCUUAAGAAACGUGUUAUUUUAAAAAGAAAAAUUAUGUAAUGGGAUAGAGUGCAUCCUGAACCUGGCUGUGAAGCUUUGUGACACUUAACUAGCCAUUUUUCCAGUUCACCAUCUGUGUCCAGCAACUGAAAAAUACUUGCCCGCUCCAGAGUUUGUCAACCUGGCUCAGAUCUGGUUUCAUGCACCCACUCGGAUAUGUGAGCAGGCACAUACCUCAGUGGCGACUGAGUUGACGUUUGACAACAUUUAAUCAAGUCUAUUCAGUUCUUCAUGUUCUAAGGCUCUGGAAAACCCCACAUACAUCCUUUUAAAAAAAUGUUUUUUUUUCAGGAAGUACCAGAUUUUGUUUCCAUUUGAUACUGUUCAUUAAAAGAUCAUUAUACUCUUUUUUUAUA
This is a messenger RNA of Hemiscyllium ocellatum (epaulette shark), 7112 nucleotides long. Its product is annotated as histone-lysine N-methyltransferase EHMT2-like. The record is from RefSeq and is a predicted model, not a curated record. Bases 6 to 4658 code for a protein of 1550 amino acids. Gene Ontology annotation, molecular function: protein-lysine N-methyltransferase activity; p53 binding; histone methyltransferase activity. Gene Ontology annotation, cellular component: nucleus. The transcript is spliced from 34 exons. NCBI's taxonomy places the organism in Eukaryota, Metazoa, Chordata, Chondrichthyes, Orectolobiformes, Hemiscylliidae.